This is a messenger RNA of Exophiala mesophila, 1098 nucleotides long. RefSeq lists its product as uncharacterized. The coding region runs from base 1 to 1098 and encodes 365 amino acids. The record is from RefSeq and is a predicted model, not a curated record. NCBI's taxonomy places the organism in Eukaryota, Fungi, Ascomycota, Eurotiomycetes, Chaetothyriales, Herpotrichiellaceae. Gene Ontology annotation, molecular function: arylformamidase activity. The transcript has a single exon.
AUGAGUGACGCAAUCUCUGCGACGGGUCGACGUUUGAGCCAGAUCCGAGACUCUGUGCUCGGCAAAACAGCGACGACCAUCCCUUUUGAUCCAGACAGCACAUCGUUCCCUACGCGUCACAAUUUACCUGCAAUCCCUGGUGCCCCGGAGCAGGCUGCCUGGGUCUGGGGCAAAGAUGACUAUAUCGGUCGAAUUAAUCUAUUGACCCCUACUCGCGUCAAGGCAGCCUCUGCUGAGAUCCGCACUGGCGAAAUGGCUCGUCUGGACCUGCCAACCAACGUGCCAGAACAGCCAGCUUUUGGUAGGCAGAAGUUUGAGAUGAAGAUCCUCGAUCUACACGGAGGUAUUUCAUACGACGAUGUCUAUCACAUGAACACCCAAAGUGGAACCCAAUGGGAUGGCUUCCGACAUUUUGCUCACAUCCCAUCCAAGACCUUCUACAACAACACUCAUCCCGCUGACGUGAUUGGCCCUGAUGCCAAUCUCAAGUGCAGCAUCCACCACUGGUCAGAACAUGGAUUCUCAGGCCGAGCGGUACUCCUGGAUUACCGGUCAUGGGCCGACGCCCAAGGCAUCAAAUACGACACCGCCACCUCACAUGCCAUCAGCUACGAAGAUCUCGUCAAGGUCGGCAAAUGGCAGAAUGGGCUAGACAUCCGACCUGCUAGUCAAGGUGGUGAUAUCAAGAUUGGUGACAUCCUCUUGAUUCGUUCGGGGUGGGUGGAAGAUUACUACCGUCGCACCCCCGAAGAGCGGGCAAGACUUGCCCUGCGUGGACACGGCGAUAGUCAUGGCGAAACUGCCUGCUGGGCGGGAAUUAAGCAGGAGGAACCCAUCAAGGACUGGCUGCAUGACUCUUAUUUCUCCGCGGUGGGAGGAGAUGCUCCGUCUUUUGAGAGGUGGCCUCCACCGGACAACUAUUACUUGCACGAGUACAUUCUCGCUUUGUGGGGAAUGCCUUUGGGUGAGAUGCUGGAUUUGGAAAAAGUCUCCCAGUUGGCCAAAAAGCACAAUCGUUGGACCUUUUUCUUCACGAGUAGUCCGGCCAAUUGUCCAGGUGGUGUCAGCAGCCAUGUCAAUGGAACAGCCAUUUUCUAA